This is a messenger RNA of Knipowitschia caucasica, 1071 nucleotides long. The record is from the annotation of a GenBank genome assembly. NCBI's taxonomy places the organism in Eukaryota, Metazoa, Chordata, Actinopteri, Gobiiformes, Gobiidae.
AUGAUUACACAAGAGCUGGCGAGAGAGUUUAGUGUGGAGCUCCCGCACAUCAAAGAGGAGGAGCCGGACUUUCAUUUUCAUGUGGUCAGAGUGAAAGGGGAAGACGAGGAGGAGCCAGAGGAGGAGCCAGAGGAGGAGCCAGAGGAGGAGCCAGAGGAGGAGCCAGAGGAGGAGCCAGAGGAGGAGCCAGAGGAGGAGCCAGAGGAGGAGCCAGAGGAGGAGCCAGAGGAGGAGCCAGAGGAGCAGCCAGAGGAGCAGCCAGAGGAGCAGCCAGAGGAGCAGCCAGAGGAGGAGCCAGAGGAGGAGCCAGAGGAGGAGCCAGAGGAGGAGCCAGAGGAGGAGGAGCCUUUCCUGGUGGUCUGUGUGAAGAGUGAAGCUGAAACGGACAGCUCCGAGGACCACAGCGACGCCACGGCUCCCACUGACGCAGCAGAGAGCGACCACAGACCCUUCAGCUGCUCAGUCUGCGGGAAACUGUUCCGAACGCGGCGCUGCCUAAAGAAGCACAUGCUGGUCCACUCGGACCGCAAACCCCACAGCUGCGCCUCCUGCCACAAGAGCUUUAAGACCAAGCCGCACCUGAGGAGGCACAUGCUGGUGCACACGGACCAGCGGCCGCACCAGUGCACCGUGUGCCAGAGCCGCUUCAAGACCAGCAACGACGUGGACAUGCACAUGGUGCUGCACUCGGACCAGCGGCCUUUCAGCUGCUCCGUCUGCGGAAAGGCCUUCAGCAGGAAGUCCGACCUGCGAGUCCACACGUUUGUGCACUCGGGACAGAGGCCUUACAGCUGCUCCGACUGCGGGAAGGGCUUCCGGACCAAGUCACAUCUGAACAGACACACGCUGGUGCACGUUGGGAAACCUUUCAGAUGCUCAGACUGUGGGCGGGGCUUCAAGGGACUGGCUGAGUUAAAGAGACACAUGCUGUGUCACCUGAGAAAGUCUGCUCGCUCUGUGGCUGAGGAGAGAGACCCUGCAGCUGCUCUCUCUGGGGCUGAGGAGAGAGACCCUGCAGCUGCUCUUUCUGGGGCUGAGGAGAGAGACCCUGCAGCUGCUCUCUCUGAAUGA